This is a messenger RNA of Mizuhopecten yessoensis (Yesso scallop), 5390 nucleotides long. RefSeq lists its product as uncharacterized. The record is from RefSeq and is a predicted model, not a curated record. The transcript has 5 exons. The coding region runs from base 473 to 2374 and encodes 633 amino acids. Lineage: Eukaryota; Metazoa; Mollusca; Bivalvia; Pectinida; Pectinidae.
UUACAUGAUCAGUUUAGAUUAAAGCCGUUCCUUCAUUUAUCAAGACCGUCAUUUACCUGGGUUCAACCCCCGUGUCAGCAUCUGUGGGCUUUUAACGUGAAGGAAAGGAUUAAAUAUAUUUCUUAGGAUCUACCUGUACCAGGAUAUUACUUGUGGAACUGAAAUAUUAUUUGUGUCAUUAAAUCAUUUAUAUACAGAAAUUUAAUCUUUCUUCGCAGGAGUUUUCAUUUUGUAAACAUGUCGUUGUUAAAUCGUGGAACAAUCAGUUCCUGCUCUACCUGGCAUCCUAUCAACAUUGUUUUUUUUAACCAAUGUAUUGUGUUGAUUUCUAUGUUGUCAACCGCAGGUGAGACAAAAGCUAUGACUUCUGGUACACAGAAGCUGGAUUCUACCACACUUCACAAAAACAAUGCCGGUCCAUCAUCCGACAGAGUUCUGCGUGGGUAUUUUAAAAAGUGUUAAAUGAUCCACAAUGAGUUUUCCAAGGACAAGUCAGUCGGACCACACUGGGACUAAGGAUCAACGGGAAGACAUGGCAGCUAACAGUACGAGAGGACAGAAGGUAGCCAUGGUUCCCACGGAACCUAAAACCUCCACCUUUCUAACAGAGACCAGGGAAGAGGCAAUGGAUGAGGAUGAUGGAAGUGAGAAAAGGGGAGACAACUUUUCUGCACACUCUGAAGGUUGUCCUAAACUGGAGCAAGUACAGAAAGAGGAUUUAGGAGAAACAAUGGAACUUGGUGAUCUCAACAAUGUGGAGGUAAGGGAUGAUUCUAUUAGUAUCAAGGAUAAGCCCGGAGGUAUGCAGGAUGUUGGGCCACAUGUGGAACCAACAGGAAGUGAAUCCUCAAAUGUGGCACCAAUAGGAAGUGAUUCCCAACAUGUGGCACUAAUAGGAAGUGACUCCCAACAUGUGGCACCAAUAGGAAGUGACUCCCAACAUGUGGCACCAAUAGGAAGCAAACCCAAACCAAGAAGAAAGAGUGACAAUAAACAAAAGACACCUCGCAAUCAACAAAAGCGGCAUUCACACCAAGGUCAACAGAUGGCGGAGGAUGAUGAUUUAGGGAUAUAUGAGGACGUAACGGAGGGGGUGGAUCUUUUUGACAAUGAGGACUACAUGGAAAUGAUGGGGAACAGAAAUGCACAUCAAUCUAGUACUAUCACCAAGACUCCCGACCUCUACCCUGUGGAUCAUCCUGCCCCACCCCCAACAUCCAUCCUACGUAACUCCUCUGCCGUACAGGAAGGUCCAUAUUACGAUGCUAUGGAUGACCUACAAAACAGUCGUGUUACCUGGAAUGCUAUAGAGCCUCAUUUCAGUGUGUCCAUUGCUAACAUGCCGCGACAUUAUUCUGGUAGGAAGGCUAACACUCCAGCAAGCUGUUACUCUACAGAUUCCAGAAAUGCGUCCCGAGUGACCUCUGAGUCACGCGAGGCUAUGUUCAAGCGAGCCAUGACGUUACUAUCAGCACGUUGUACGAGUACGGGGCCGGGCUCCGCGGAGAUGCCAUUUGGGAAGGGAGAAGCAUUUGGGGUCCAAGUACCUCAAUACUUUUAUGUCAAACAGGAGAAACCAAGACCAAUGCCACCCCUCAAGGCCUGGAACGGUUACAAUGGAAAUGUUUACUUUGAGCCGAUACAGAUCAAUACACUGGCAGAAGGUUCCAUGGGCACUGUGUCUGUCAUGUCGUCCCAAUCUACCAACGACAAACUUCACAGGAUGCUGCUUAACAGGAAACAGAUGAGCUCCGGAAAGUUUGAUCGCAUUGACAGCGCAACCACAAGGAGUGUUUCACGCCAAACAGGGAAGUCGUUGAGUGUGCGAAGUUCUACGCGACAGUCACUCGUCCUGGACAAGAAAACUGUGAUGAAUGGUUACAAUGAAAACAUACAGGAUGACCUUGCCCUUAUAGAGGGUGUUGAGUGCACUGGAAGUCUGGCCGUUCGACCCAAAAGCGACAAAACCAUGGAUAAGGAGAGCCGACGUGCACUCAUGUACAACAAGGAACGGCUCUGUAAGGGGUCCGUUGUACACCGAAUCAACGAAGGUCGCAAUAAGUCACGAAUGGUACUCAAGGUCAAUGGUGGUAAAUUUGUGAGUCCUAAUACAAUUUCUCCGUUACAACGCACUCAGACUCAGUACUCCCUUAGCAACCAGAGGUUGACCACAAAUAGUCCAGACCCCUACCAUCAGCAGUUACCUCCCCUGGAACAGCUGCGUGCUUCCGUGCGACACAUGGACACUGCGGACAAGCAGAAAAAUUCAUCCUCAUAUAGAUAUUCCAAACCAGUGACAAUGACGGAGGAGAUUAAACCCUUUAUAAAGUAUAGCCCGGAUGUAAAAAAAAGUCGGCAGCCUAGUUAUGUGUGAGGGCUGUUGUGGUAAUAUUCGUAUAUUUAUGGACAAGUGCUGUGUAUAGAGAGUAUUUUACCAAAGAUGUGCUUAUGAUGUCACAAGGAUUGACAAGUGUCUCAUGUACAACAUGGUUGCGAUUUCGGAAUUUUUGUUCCUGAUGCAAGUUUUAACGUUUCUCCAUUGAUGACCCAUUGUUGUAACAAGGGGAGACAAUUUAUGAUCAGUGAAAAUAUUGGGUGUUGAUAGUGGAUCCAGAUGUCAGUUCAGCAUCACAUCAAUAUUUGAAUACUAUAUAAAGAUCUGUGACCCACCAACUUUUGGGUAAAUCCCACAGCAGCUGGGGUGUAUCUAUAUAUUGAGCAUAUAUAUAAGGCACAUGUGCACAUUGUGUCAAAGGAUUGAACAUGUGUCUCUAUAAUUAGAUCAAAGGAUUAUACACUUGUCCCAAUCUUGUGUCAGAGGAGUUUUAUUUUUAAAGGAUGUGAACACUAUACUUUGAAUGUGACCAUGUAAUAUUAUACAACUGAUAGCGCUUCAGUAUGUGGGGACAUAAUUUCACAUCAGGGUGUUGCAGUUGUUGGAAAUUAAUUUCUUCAUGUACAACAUGACAUUCAACAUGCAUUAAGUUAGUUGAAUAUUUCACUGGCAUAAAUGUGGAUUUUAAGAGGAAAUUUAGCUACAUGUCGGUAAAAUAAAUUAUAAGGUGGAGUUGGAGUGCAUCCAAAGUUUCUGAGUGGCCAUUAGCUUUGUAUACAGGCUCAUGUAUAUAGAUGGAGCUAGGUCAUUUACAAGUAGGAAUCGUCUUAGUUAUAGUGCCGAAAUUCAUAGUCAACUUUAUCAAAGUACAAACAAACAAGGAGCCAAUUGCAUUACCGGUGGAGGUAUCUAAAAUUAGAACACCAUGUAUGUUGUCAUUGAUUUAAAAAUCAUUGAUCUGGAAUAUCUAAUAUCCAUUUAAUCUGUAGUGGAACUGGCCAUGGACUGGGUCGAUCACCGGUGACCAGGUAGCUCAAUUGGUUUGGAGGGUACCGGUCCUGGGUUUGAACGCCGGUCUGGCGAUUCAUUUUUCGCUCUACUGGUUACAAAUCAUUAUUUCUAAACAUUAUUCACCAGACUCUGGACCAUGUUAUAAAAAUAAUUACAGUAACUUAUAGCUAUCUUUAUUUACUUACUACCGGAUUACAAAGUUACUUCCCUUUACAGUUUGAUAUAUAUUCUGGCAGAGUUGGAUAUGAUCAUAAUGUUUGAACUUGUGUCUAACUGAUGUAUGAUGUCAAAUAUUUCUCAGGGUAUUUAAUGUAACAGACCCUGGGUCUAAGUAUUUAAUGUAACAGACCCUGGGUCUAAGUAUUUAAUGUAACAGACCCUGGGUCUAAGUAUUUAAUGUAACAGACCCUGGUUCUAAAUUAAGAAAAUUACUGAAAAAAUUAGGAAUAUUGGGUUAUCAUAUACUUUAUUAUAAAAUGCCUUUAAAUUAUCACUUAAAAUGUUUCAAAUCUUCAACAAAGGUCCACAAUCUGCAAUGUUGAUUUAGCAAGUACCAGAACGGAUUUGAGAUGGCAUAAUGUUACAGAUUUAAAAAGGAGGAUGAAAAGUUCCUGAUGUUUGAAUAUUACCAGGGGGUACAUAUAAACUUAACCCUUUCACCACUGUAGACAAUAAUGGACUUGUCCAGAUCAAUGCAUGGGAGAGUCUACUGAAUAUGCAUAUGGGUGAAAGGGUUAAGUACGUACAUGUAAGUGAAAAUAAGACGUAAGCCUGUAGAUGUUUUAUGAGGGGAGAUAAUCCCAUUACUUUCUGUUCUGUGCUACUACACUUAAAGUGCAUUGCUUGCUUCAAAUUUUGAAGUCUGUUACGUAUACUCAACAGUUAUCAAUGUGCACUGUUUACUCUGUACUUGAGUUUGAAAAUUGUCAGCCCUUAAAUUGGAUUGUUAUAACUGGCAUGGAUUUUUCAUAGUAUGAACACGUCAAUUUUGAAAUUAGAACAUUUUUUAAAAACAAGUUUUUUUAAGAAAUCUCUAGAUACCAUGACAGUUAGAUCCUACUUCCAAGUUUCGUACGUUGAUUGUAGUCGGUACAAUUACAAGGCUGUAUGAGUUAUCUCCCUUGUGGGAUCAGCCACAUAACAUCUUUUUUUUCCAUGCGUUGAGAAUAAAGGUAUAUUAUUGUGUAGUGGACAGGAGAUGGAAUAUCAUUUAAAAGUUUUAUUAAAUCCUUUGCACUCUAAAAUUUGAUGAUUGUAUGCCAAAUUUGGGUCAGUAAUGGAAGUAGGACUGGCUGGCAUACUGUCUUCUUAUCUACAAAGACCAACACAGAAUUCUAAUUAAAUCAGAGCACAAGGAAUUAUCUGAUAAUUUAAUUAGCACAUACAGUUUUUUUACCAAGUGAAGUCAUAUAGCUUAGAUCUAACAUUUAAUUACCUGCUAGAUAUGAAAGGUUUGUCACCAAUACGAAUUCAAAAUAUUAUGCAAGAUUUAAUAUAUGUGUUAAACUUUUAGCUCUUGGUCGAGUGGAAAUGUUUACACCUUGAUUCUUGAAGUAAGCUAAGAGUUACAGUACAUAACUGAAAUGAUCGCAUUAGAAAUGGAGCUGCUUUAUUUGAAUACUGUAUACUGGUCAAGAAAUGUUCGCCCAGUCAUACUUUAGCCCCUUCCCUGUGAAAUCCAAAUUCGCCUUUCACAUUUAAUUACUACGUCAAUUAUGUUGUUGACUAGGUAAUGUGUGCUGCAGUGAUAUAUUUGCCUACAUUCCAGAGGGUGAAAUAGGCAAAAAUUGAACUGCAAUGAACAUUUCCCAAUAUACAGUAUGUCAAUAUGUUUGAGCAUGCAUAAGAAGUGGAAAGUUGUGUACUGCAAUGUAUUAUCGGUGCACAUUAGAAAAUUGUUUUCUCCAUUACAAUUGUUUUGUUAAAAUUAUUUUCGCCCUUACAAUUGUUUUGUUAAAAUUAUUUUCGCCCUUACAAUUGUUUUGCUAAAAUUAUUUUCUCCAUUACAAUUGUUUUGUUAAAAUUAUUUUCUCCAUUACAAUUG